This is a messenger RNA of Malaclemys terrapin pileata, 2622 nucleotides long. It is a transcript of the gene LARP7, whose product is annotated as La ribonucleoprotein 7, transcriptional regulator. Gene Ontology annotation, molecular function: mRNA binding. Gene Ontology annotation, biological process: RNA processing. Lineage: Eukaryota; Metazoa; Chordata; Testudines; Emydidae. The record is from RefSeq and is a predicted model, not a curated record. The transcript is spliced from 13 exons. Gene Ontology annotation, cellular component: nucleus. Bases 521 to 2308 code for a protein of 595 amino acids.
GACCCAAGUCUCUCAGAGAAUCAGGCUCUUCCCUCUCUUCCUCUCCCCCUUCCCCCCAAUGGGCCCCAGGAGCUGGGUCCUGAGUGCUUGCUGGUUAGUAGAUAGACUUGUGAGUGGAUGAUAGGUUUGAGCCCACCCCUCUUGAGUCUGCCCUCAAGUUUCCAAUGCAGUAUAGAACAUACUGUAAAUGACUGCAAUCCAAGUUCAGCUCUGCAGCCCCCAAUUCAAUUUAAGUUAACCCUACCAUACUGCAUUAAUACCUGCUCAACAUUGUAACAAAGCUGCCAGUGCUUUUUACGUGCAGCACCUUGCACAUGUGAGAGUAGAAUAGAAUCUGGCAUUGUAAGCAUUAAACAUGUCUUUCGGUACCACUGACUCGUGAACCUCUGACCCAUUUCUGUUGGUUAAAAGCAGGCUUUUUUCUGACAAAUCACAGUUGCUCGACAGUUGCUUACAUCCUGUAAUUCUUGUAAAUGCCUAAUUUUCACUGAAGUCAACAAAAACUUGUCUGGAUGACAGAAUGACUGGCAUAGAGAAUGAAACUGUAAGAGGCAAAGCCAUGGAGGAGGAAAGCACCGAACUGAAAAAGGAACGAGAGAAAAAGAAAAGGUCGAGGGUUAAACAGGUGCUGUCAGAUAUAGCAAAACAAGUGGAUUUCUGGUUUGGAGAUGUCAACCUUCACAAAGACAAAUUCCUCCGAGAACAAAUAGAGAAGUCUAGAGAUGGAUAUGUUGACAUAUCACUUCUUGUAUCGUUCAACAAAAUGAAAAAAUUGACGACUGAUGGGAAAUUGAUAGCCCGAGCAGUUAAAAGCUCAUCUGUUGUAGAACUGGAUUUAGAGGGAACUAGAAUCAGAAGACGUCAGCCACUGGGUGAGCAACCAAAAGAUGUGGAUAGUCGUACUGUAUAUGUGGAGCUGCUUCCCAAAAAUGUCAACCACAGUUGGAUUGAGCGGGUAUUUGGGAAAUGUGGUAAUGUAGUUUAUAUCAGUAUCCCACGUUAUAAGUCCACUGGAGACCCAAAGGGAUUUGCAUUUGUUGAAUUUGAAACGAGAGAGCAAGCAGACAAAGCUAUUGAGUUUUUGAAUAAUCCACCAGAAGAAGCACCAAGAAAACCUGGGAUGUUCCCCAGAACAGUAAAAAAUAAGCCUGUUCCUGCACUGAAUAUAAGUGACUGCAGUGUAGUGGAAGAGAAGAAGAAGAAAAAGAAGAAAAAAUCCAAAAUGAAGAAAGAAAGCAGCUUACAGUCAGCUGCAGAAAUGAAAGAAUCAAACAUGGACACUACUGCAGAUCAAAUAAGCAAGUCAAAGAGACACAGGACAACAUCUGAGUGCUUGGAAAUGGAAGUAUCUGGAGUCCAUAGGCAACCUUCUAAGAAAGAGAGAAAAAAAUGGGAUAGAACAGAAAGCCCAGAGUUAACUGAGGAAAGUAGGCUAGGGAAGAGAAAAAGAAGCAACUCUGGAGAUGUAGAGGCAUUAGGUGCAAAAGUCAAGAAAACUGCUCAAAAAGAUGAUGUUCAUUCUGUAAAAGAAGAAACAACAGAAGCUCAAAAGGAUUCCAAAGAAGUUAAUACAGAAGAGGAGAAAGACGGUGAUAAGAAAGACACAUCUCUUUCAAAAUCAAAAAGGAAGCAUAAGAAAAAGCACAAAGAAAGGCACAAGAUGGGAGAGGAGGUCAUUCCAUUGAGAGUACUCUCAAAGAGUGAAUGGAUGGAUCUGAAGCAAGAAUAUUUGGCCCUUCAAAAAGCCAGCAUGGCUUCCUUAAAGAAAACAAUGUCCCAAAUCAAAUCUGAGUGUCUGGAGAAGAUGGAAACAGAUAGUGGUGUACAAAAGUGUCCUCAAACAAAAAAUGUCAAAUCCACCAAUGAAGAUUCUGGCCCCCCUGAGAAAGCUAACACAAUGGGACCACAGUUUGUGAGUGGAGUAAUUGUGAAGAUCAUUAGCACCGAACCCCUACCAGGCAGGAAACACAUCAAGGAUGUUCUGGCAAUGAUAGCUGAUGUUGCUUAUGUUGACAUGCUGGAAGGAGAUAUAGAGUGUCAUGUUCGGUUUAAAACUCCUGAAGAUGCACAAGUUGUAAUGAAAGCACAUAAAGAAAUUCAGAUUAAAAACAACUGGAAACUUGAGGUCCUAACUGGUGAUCAUGAACAGCGGUACUGGCAGAAAAUUUUGGUGGACAGACAAGCUAAACUUAACCAACCUAGAGAAAAGAAGCGAGGCACAGAGAAGCUGAUUGCCAAAGCUGAAAGAAUGAGACUUGCAAAGACACAAGAGACAAGUAAACAUAUCCGCUUCUCUGAAGAUGACUGACCUAAAAUUGAUUUUAUUCUGUAAAAGGAUAUUUAAAAUAGUCACUGGAUAUUUUAACAAAAUCAUAAACUGUUCUUAUGAAGAAGUCAAAAACCAGUCCAUUUGCUUCAGUGUGCAAUUUUAUUCUAAAUUCCAUUUUUAAAUAUGCUGAGUGUUUGCUGCUCCUGAGCCUGUAGGUAAAGCUUUCUGGGAAAACAUCUCAAACAAGGUCUUGCUUUGUUUUACAUUUAGUUUUACUUCUAAUGAAUUUUUGUAUAUUGCAGUUUUAUAAACUGAAUUAUAGAAAAGAACAAAUAAAAUGUUUUAGAAAUUGA